Molecule: messenger RNA, 1352 nt
Organism: Spinacia oleracea (spinach)
Lineage: Eukaryota; Viridiplantae; Streptophyta; Magnoliopsida; Caryophyllales; Amaranthaceae
Product: protein EI24 homolog
Exons: 10
Coding region: 109-1128 (339 amino acids)
Biological process (GO): macroautophagy
Cellular component (GO): endoplasmic reticulum
Source: RefSeq, a predicted model, not a curated record
UCUUUGUUCCCAAAUUAAUUUUGCGGUCGUAUUUUUUUAACCAAGUUUCUGUGAAGUUUUGACUACCAGAGUCCGGCUUAAUCUCUCUCUCUCCUCGCGCGUAAUCGCAUGGCAAGCGCUUGUCCGCAAAUUGCAGCAAUUACAACAUCAAAGCUAAAGCAAGGAUCGCUUCUAUGGUUCUAUGGCUUCAAAGAGGCUUGCUUUGUUCAUAGGGUCGUCAUCUUAUGUUCCAGGUCUAGAAGCCUUUUGAUUAGAACUGGACAAUGUUUUCUAUUUAAUGGAUUCAUUUUUUUGGGCAGUGUAUAUAUAUUGAAAUCAUUUCUUGUUCCUGUGCUGCAAUGGAUAUUGCCUGAUCAGUGCCCUCAUAUUAUGUAUGAAGAAGUAUGCAGAUAUGGAGUAGUUUUGGCUCUUUAUUCAACAAUGCGAAAACUUCUGAUACAGCUCAUCUAUCUAGUGUGGUUCUAUCCAUUGUAUGUGUCCAGCAUUAUACUCAGCAAUAUCUGGUACAAUGAUAUAGCUAAGCAUGGGUUUGUUGCUAUGGGGAAAUAUAAGCCUUCAGCAGCACCGAUUACAGGUGAUAAAGAGGCAUCAAUUGCACAAAUUGCUGUUUCAGAUAAAUCUGCUGGUCUUGGAGGGAUCAUGAUUGGAAUAGGAGAACAAGUCUACUCAGUUCUCCUCCUCAGCUUCUUCUUCUUGGAGGUUUUUGCCACUGGUUUUAUACCGUAUGCUGGGAAAGCACUCAAUUUCUUGCUUCUUUCCUGGAUGUAUGCCUAUUACUGUUUUGAGUACAAAUGGAAUCUUUCUGGAGUAACUCUUGACAGGAGGCUGGAUUUCUUUGAAUCCAACUGGGCAUUUUUUGCUGGUUUUGGAAGCCCGUGUGUGCUGGCAAUUUUCUUUAUUCCUCCUCUGGAGAGCUAUGCUGUCAUGGCCACUCUUUUUCCUCUGUUUGUUUUGACAGCAACAGGGUCAGAUGCUGAUAGUCUAGUACUUUCACCAAGGAAGCAGUGGCUAAGUGCAGGACUAGGAAGGGUUCCUAUUUUCUGUGGUGCUGAUACUCUUUCGAUGAAGGUCUUGUCUUUCCUUCCUUUAAAACCACAGGAGCAGAACUACCGAGAGAAGGCACUCUAAGAAAUACCUUAAUAAUUCAUUAUGUCAACAAAGCCUAUGACUAAUGUUCGUUUCUUACUUGAUUAAUUAAAGGAAAAGCCUUGGCUGAGUUGGCUCUAUUUGCUCCUGCUCAUUCAGUUAGUAUGUUUUCUAACUUAGUAUACAUCGUUUGAGGAUAUCUUAUGUAAUUAAUUUUUCUACUUCUUUACCCUUUUUUUAUUAUUAUUAUUUUAUUGUACCUGAAA